AUGAAUGCAAUGUUGCUGCUUAUGGAUAUUAAUCAAGGAGACAUAGUGCUGGAAGCUGGCUCUGGUUCUGGUGCUUUGAGUUUAUUUCUAUCAAGAGCAGUUGGGCCACUAGGCCAUGUUAUCAGUUAUGAAGUCAGAAAAGAUCACCACAGCAUAGCCAAGACAAACUACCAGAACUGGCGUGCUGCGUGGAAAAUAGAACACACUGUGGAGUGGCCAGAUAAUGUGCAAUUCAUUAAUGAAGAUGUUUCAACAGCAGCUGAAGGUCUGAAAAUGAAAAUAUUUGAUGCGGUAGCUUUGGAUAUGCUCAUCCCUCAGAAUGCUGCAAUUGCAGUUGUCCCAAAUCUUAAACAAGGGGGUGUUUGUGCUGUAUACCUUGCAAAUAUCACACAGGUUAUUCAGCUUUUGGAAGCAAUCCGCACCAGCAGGUCAGCUCUUUUUUGUGAAAGCAUUAUUGAAGUGACGCAUAGAAAAUGGUUAGUACACCCAGUGACACAAAAAAAUGGCAAUACUUUCCAGCAUAUGAAAUCCAAGGGAAACAUGGUUGAAGAUCUGACUUGCCGUUAUGAAAAUGAUGAGCUGUCUGCUGAACAGAGUGAAGAUGACGAAAUUCUUGUUUCUGACAGAGCAGAACCACCAUAUGUUGCGAAACCACACCUGUGCCAAAGUAGUCACACAGCAUUUCUUGUCAAGCUGCGGAAAUUCAACCCCCCAGAUACAAAAAAGGCUCCAGGUGAUGACUGCUAAUUUGAAGACUGCAUUUUACCAGAAUUGCAUAAAGAAAGGACUACAUACAUUUUUGGAAGCCACAGCUGAUGAUACCUUUUGGUACUCUGUGUGUGUGUGUGUGGCCAAAGAUAGAACUUAAAGAAUAAGAAACUUAGCUUAGACAACAGAUAUUUUG
Messenger RNA from Gekko japonicus, 904 nucleotides. It is a transcript of the gene TRMT61B, whose product is annotated as tRNA methyltransferase 61B. The record is from RefSeq and is a predicted model, not a curated record. Gene Ontology annotation, biological process: tRNA methylation. Lineage: Eukaryota; Metazoa; Chordata; Lepidosauria; Squamata; Gekkonidae. Gene Ontology annotation, cellular component: tRNA (m1A) methyltransferase complex. The transcript has 6 exons. Bases 1 to 747 code for a protein of 248 amino acids.